ACCAAAUUGAAAUAUUAAUUUACAGUUGAUAAUAAAUCUUGGAGUAUGGUGUGAUAUAUUAAACAUAAUGAAAAGUUUAAUAUAAAAAAAUGUUUAUUUCUUUGUGUAUGUAAUUGAACUAUCUAUUUAAUAUUUAAUUAAAAUUAUCAGUUAAUAUGUCAGGAGUAUUUGGAUACAGUCGAGAAGCUGUAAGGGUGAAAGUUAAGAAAUGUGAAAGAAAUCAGCCACCAGAAAUGAGAAAGUUCAGUGUAGAUCCCCAAAUAACUUCUUUUGAAGUACUGCAAAGCAUUUUGGCGAAAGCCUUUGAUCUCAAAGGGGACUUCACUGUUUGUUUCAGAAUAUAUGAUGUAAAUGGAUAUGAAACAUACAUGCCUAUACUUUCUGAUUGGGAUUUGGAUGCUGCCUUUUUAAAAGCUCAUAAUGCCUCGGUGGCUAGCAACACUGAACCUUGUCUGUCCUUAAGGGUUGAUCUGAAACCUUUCGAAGAAAGCUCCGACGACUGGGAGAUUAAACAAAAUGUGCCUAUUAUUACGCAAAUCAGAACUGUUACAAGUCAAGAAGCCAAACCUGCGCCUAGACUUCAUGGCAUCUUUAAUCAGGUGGGAAAAACUCUUAAUAUGGUUCAGAGAGCAUUCAAUUUCGGAGAAGAUGGCAAUACUACCUUACAGCCUCCCCGACCUCCGUUAUCCGAUGCAGAAUUUCGGAGAUUUUUAGAUCCAGUAGGACAGAUAAUGUAUGCCAAAGAACUGAGAUCUGUCAUCUAUUUUGGAGGAAUUGAACCUAGUUUAAGAAAAGUAGUAUGGAAACAUUUGCUGAACGUGUAUCCCAGCGGCAUGACUGGUAAAGAACGAAUGGACUAUAUCAAGAAGAAAGCGUCGGAAUACGUAAAUUUAAAAGAAACCUGGAAGACUGCAAUUGCUCAAGGUCAAGUGUUGGGAGAACUGGCCUAUACGACUGGAAUGGUCAGAAAGGAUGUACUAAGAACUGACAGACAUCAUCCUUUCUAUGCUGGUAGCGACGAUAAUCAAAACAUCGCUUCUUUAUUCAAUAUUCUUACUACCUACGCUCUCAAUCACCCCAAAGUAAGCUAUUGUCAAGGAAUGAGUGAUUUGGCAUCCCCGUUAUUGGUCACUAUGAACGACGAAGCUCACGCCUAUAUUUGCUUCUGCGCACUGAUGCAGCGGUUGUGCACCAACUUUAUGAUAGAUGGCAUUGCCAUGACUCAGAAAUUCACACACUUAGCCGAAGGAAUUUUGUAUUAUGAUCCGGAGUUUUAUAAUUAUUUGAAGAUACAUCAGGCUGACGAUCUUCUUUUCUGCUACCGUUGGUUGCUUCUCGAAAUGAAGCGGGAGUUUGCCUUCGAAGAUUCUCUGCGUAUGCUCGAAGUCCUUUGGAGUUCUCUUCCGGCCGAUCCGCCAGACAAGGAACUUAAAUUAUUCGACACAAUGUUCCAACCGACCAUAUCAACACCUCCUAUCAGUCCUUUAGUAAAAACACCAAGAGAAAACGCUUAUACGAAAAUCAUAGCCUUAAGACGUCAAAGCAGUUCUAUGUCACUUAGUAGUUAUAAUUCCAAGAAAAACCAGCAAGUUAAGAGACAGAACCACAGCCUCGACGAGUCAGUUAGUAAAACCAAAGCUAUUUCAGUCGUUAAAACCAAAUAUCAAAGUUUGGACGACGCUGUUUUACAAAAACCUGGCGAAAUCAGUCCGAAGUCUCCCAAAAACUGUGAUUUUUCUCCCAAAAACUUGGAUUUUUCGCCAAAAAAUAGUGACAUGUCCCCAAAAACUAGCGAUAUAUCGAAUUGCUCCCUGAGGUCCGAAUUAAGGCCUCGCUCAAUAUCACCGUUGGAGCAAAAAUCAGACUCCGUAGUACUAAAUAAUCGAAUCAACGCUCAUCAAAUGCUUAGCAGAAAAAGUGCCAGUCUUUCUUCCAGUAUGACGAAUCUGAUAAAAAAUUCCAAAAGGACUGGUCAUUUUAAGGAUCUCAAGGAGAAGUUAUUUUCCUCUCUAGAUAGACUGGACGCGACACAUUCCAUUAAAGAGGAGGAAGAAAGUAGGCCGUAUCAGGGCCGCCUGGUAAAAAAUCUUAACGAAUUCCUUAACUUAAGUAGCGUGAGUAAGCUCGAAACAUCGGAAAAACCAAAAAUAAUGCUCACUAAAUCCAGUCUGGACGAUUCAGAGAGCUCAAGUAUUUCCAGACAUUAUUCCUCGACUUCCAAUAGUGGCGACGAUACCAGCCCAGACGAUUCACAAGAGUACUUCCCAUUAACUACUUCAGUGACUAGAGAAUUGCGUUUAGAGCUCGAAAAUUUAGAUAGAAAAGUGUUUGGUGACAAGUUUGUAGACAGAUUGUCGGAAUCCCCAGCCAGCGAAAACGAUAGUACUGUAACUAAAGAAGUGGAAUUGAAAGAUAAAAGAAAGAGCGAUGAUGUUUUCGUGUGGGAAAAUCCUUUACAUCAAAAAACACCUAGCGUGAGUAAGCUGAAUACCCACACGCCAGACGAGCAAGCCGACAUAGAUUUCGACGCUCCUGAAGCAGUUGACACUACACCAGAGGCUAAACCCGCACCUGAAGUUGCUACAGAUGAGGUCGACUCGAAACCUCCAACCACGGAGCUACCUACUUCCAACGGAACCGUACCUGCCAUGACCAAUUCCUGCGAGGAGGUCACCGAAAGUGUUAAAACUUCUUCUCUUUUACCCUCUCCCAACGAAUUCGGGGGUGGGAACCCGUUUUUGAUGUUCUUGUGCAUAACACUGCUGAUGCAGCACCGAGAUCAUAUCAUGGGAAAAGCAAUGGAUUACAACGAGAUGGCGAUGCAUUUCGAUAAGAUGGUGAGAAAACACAACGUCACGAGGGUUUUGAAUCAGGCCCGACAGAUGUACGCGAGGUAUAUGAAGCAGCACAGUAUCGCUCAGCAGAGGGUAGAAAAGAACGAAGAUUGUUAGGGCUAGGUUUUUGGUUGAAGAGUACUGUGAUAUUUUUUCUGUAUUAUUUAUUUUUUAAUGUACAUACUUUAUAGGGUAUUUUUUUACUUAGUUUUUGUUUUUCGUCAAUUUUACUCCUAUAGGUUAGGGAUAAAGUGCACCUAAUAAAGUAAUUAUUUAUCAA
Molecule: messenger RNA, 3114 nt
Organism: Diabrotica balteata
Lineage: Eukaryota; Metazoa; Arthropoda; Insecta; Coleoptera; Chrysomelidae
Source: the annotation of a GenBank genome assembly